Messenger RNA from Camellia sinensis, 2058 nucleotides. Its product is annotated as Lung seven transmembrane receptor family protein. The record is from RefSeq and is a predicted model, not a curated record. Gene Ontology annotation, cellular component: membrane; Golgi apparatus. Lineage: Eukaryota; Viridiplantae; Streptophyta; Magnoliopsida; Ericales; Theaceae. Gene Ontology annotation, biological process: transport.
ACUUAAAUACUACUAACCACACUUCCGAGAUCUCGCGACUGAGUGGGCUCGCUCUCUCUCAAUAGUCUUCGAACAACUCGCCAUACCACUCAGGAGAUAUCUCUCUCUCUGUCUCUCUGUCUCUCUCUGAGUUCGAAUCGAAGGUUGAGGUCUGCAAUGUCAAUGUCAAUGUGGUCAAUCACAGUCACAGGUGCUUUGCUAUGUAUUGCGUGGUUUGGUUGGUUAAUGAGAGUUGAAGCUUCUGUGCAUGAGUACUCCGGAGAGAAAUUCGUGAGCAAGGGCAACGCCUUCGUCGUCCAUGGCGGCAGUGAAGGAAUCUAUUAUUCUCUUCCCACUCUCAACGACUCUUCCAUCGCUGCCAACGGCGACGCUUAUAUUCGUUUUGAAAAGGUUAUAUUCAGGAGGCCCGGAGAGUUAUCAAAUUUCAGCUCAGGGGUAGUUCAUGCAAUUAUUUUUGAGGUAGAUGAUAGAGAGACAAUUGGAGGCUCAGCCUAUGGGGGCCAAAGAGCUGUAUGCUGCACUGCAGAUCUUGCAAAGUUGGGUGUAUGCUCACAAGGAGAAAUCAUUCAUCGGCCCUCUACCAAAAAUCCUGGCUGGCCCCAAGUGUUUGGUGCCUCGUUUAAUGUUGAUGAGCCAACUUCAACUUUGCCAUCAAGGUCGAUACAAAUUACAAAAACUGGGAUGUAUAACCUUUAUUUCAUUCACUGUGAUCCAAAUCUCAAGGAAUUGGUCGUAGAGGGGAAAUCUAUAUGGAAAAAUCCUACUGGUUACCUACCUGGCAGAAUGGCACCGCUUAUGAACUUUUAUGGCUUCAUGUCUCUUGCAUUUGUGAUACUCGGAAUUUUCUGGUUCUAUCAGUAUGCGAGAUUUUGGAAAGAGGUUCUUCCAUUGCAGAACUGUAUAACACUAGUGAUAACGUUGGGCAUGUUUGAGAUGGCCUUGUGGUAUUUUGAUUAUGUUGAAUUUAAUGAAACCGGAGUUAGACCAACUGGGACCACUGUAUGGGCAGUCACCUUUGGCUCCGUGAAACGCACAGUUUCACGUUUGAUCAUUCUGAUGGUUGCUAUGGGCUACGGUGUUGUAAGACCUACCCUAGGUGGUCUUACAUCAAAGGUUUUAAUGCUUGGAGCAACCUUCUUACUCGCAUCUGAAGUGCUUGAACUGGUAGAGAAUGUUGGUGCUAUCAGUGAUCUUUCAGGGAAAGCAAGACUGUUUUUGGUUCUUCCUGUGGCACUCUUGGAUGCUUUCUUCAUUCUUUGGAUAUUUACCUCCCUCUCUGCAACUUUGAGUAAGCUUCAGGCUCGACGCAUGUUGGCAAAACUAGAUAUUUACAGGAAGUUCACUAAUGCUUUGGCAGUAGCAGUUAUUGUGUCCGUAGGUUGGAUAUGCUAUGAGCUUUACUUCAAGUCAUCGGAUGUGUAUAAUGAGCAAUGGCAGAAUGCUUGGAUCAUCCCUGCCUUCUGGCAAGUCCUAUCUUUCUCUCUGCUCUGCGUCAUCUGUGCUCUCUGGGCACCAUCUCAGAAUUCAAUGCGCUAUACUUACUCAGGAGAAGCAAGUGAAGAGUUUGACAGGGAUGAUAAUACUUUGACACUCAUAAAACCAUCUCCUAUGCCUUCAAAGGAUAUUCGAAGUCCACUUGAAGUCGGAUCAGUACACGGCGGAAACAACGGGUUAUCAAACGGUGAUUUGGAAGAAGACAAGACAGAAUAAUUUGAAACCCAACUUGGCCAGGUUAGACUUGUUCGAUUGUGAGAAGCUAUUUAACUCCGAAUGAUCAUCGUGAUGGAUAUGAAGUUGCUACAUGUAGAAUUUAUGUGAGAGGAGAGGGAAAAAGCCAUUGGAGGGAAUAUGAUGAAGCUUUUUUCAUUUGUUCUUGUUCUUUUACUUUUUUCCUUCCUCUAAUUCUUUUUAUCUUGUUUAAUUGGAUUGUAGUGUACUGUGUGGUUCCAAAUGUAUCAUAUGUUGCAUAUAGUUUAGGCUCAUCUUUGGAUAUAGUUGGAAGACAAGUGGUAUUUUUAAUAUUAUAAGCCAUAUUAGUGUGCUUUCUAUUCUGUUUAA